UAAUCUGUUUGUAUUCUCUUAGGUAAAAAUUGUUUAUUUCGCAAUAUUGUUGCUGUUUUGCAAAGUAGAGUUGAAAUCUGAGUGGUUUAAAAUAUUAAUAGUUUCUAGUGUAUUAUUAAGUACUUAGUUAUGGUCAUAAUAUAUUAACAAUAUGAGACGAGGUCAUCAAGGUAUUGGUGGAUGGCGUAGUGAAAACCCACGUAUAUUUAGACAACGAAACUGUGGUAAUUCACCAUACCGAACCCAAAGAAACUAUAACCAACUAAAUACUAGCAGAUAUCUAGGAUCUAGGCCGUAUAGACCACAUAUCACCUCUCACGUUGGAAAUAACCAUGGAAAUCAAGACCAUGAAUGGACUAGAUAUAGACAAGAAUCCCAAUUUUCAUUUGCAAGAGCAAAAAAUAAGGAACCAUACCAAAAAUCUUUUAUGAAAGAAAGUAAACAUGGAGAUAGCUCUAGUAAUUAUGAAGGGUCUUCUCACAAUUCUGAGAGAUAUUUGAUAAACAACAUGGGUGAUAUUGAUCAGAGACAAAUCAUUCAAAAUAGAAUUCAUACUAUAUCACCUUGGAUUCAUGAUGUUGAAGAAAGAAACUAUAUUAAUACAUAUAAUGAUAAAUCAAAUCAGUAUAAUAAACACCAAUCUGACUAUGCUGGUCAUAGACCACCUUCAUCAGACCAUUAUGGUGGCAAUCCUGUAUCUACAAAUGAAAAUUCAAACACAUUUAGUAGGUCUGUUGAUGACACAGUUAAUAUUAUAAGAAAACGAUUAUUAAAUCGAGAAGAAACCCACCAAACAAAUGAAGAUAUAAAGGAUAAUGAAAAUCAUAAUAUGGAAGAAAACAUGAAAUCCAUAGAGAGGUAUAGUCAAUAUGAUCAAAAUCUAAUAAAGAAGAAAACACCUAAGCCAAGAAAAGUGAGUUGUGAAAGAAUUAAAAAUAAAAUUGUUCAUCAAUUAUUUAAAAUGGACAAAGAAAAAAUUCAUAAAUUACUAGAGAACCCAAAUUCUUCUACAAAAUUUGAAUAUGCUCUAAAUAGUCUACUAACUGAGUCUCAAAACAGUUUUAACCGACAUAAGAGAUCUGUAGCUGAGAAAUCACUCUGCUCGUCAAGUAAAGAUUUUAUGCAAAAUGACAAUAACACAAUUUAUGAAGACACUUUUAUGAAACAAAUGCAAUGUAUUCUUGAUCCACAAGAUACUAUUUUAUUGGAAGAUAUUAAACCAGUUGUAAUGGCAGAGUUAAACAACCUCUUGCAAUUCAAUGAAAUUGAUAGUAGAUAUACUUAUGACCACUCCACUAAUUAUUCCUAUCAUAAUGAUAAUGAUGCAGCUGAAAAAUAUCCUCAAGAUAACCAUACAUAUAACUAUUCAAAUAAACAAGAGCAUGAUAGUUAUUAUGAAAAUUUUGAAGUAGAGGUGAGUAAUCUGACUUCAGAGGAUUCUAUGCCUUUAUAUGAAAGAAGAGUAAGAAAUAAAAGUAUUACAUUCUCGUCUGAUACAAAAACAGAAACAGGUUGGAGAUCUUCUACUGCAAUUGAAACUGAAUGGAACAAACCUUGGGAUGCUGAUAAUAAAUCUGUCUCUCCAAGAAAUGAAUUAUCAAAGUCAAGUGACCAAAGUACACCACUCUUUGAAACAAAUGCUGAAUCUUUAGAAGAGGAAGAUACAUUUGCUGAGUUAGAUAGACAGUAUCAUGUUGUUGUUGACCAUAAUUUUAUUGAGGAUGAUGAGUUAUCCAACCCAAUUCAAUUUUCACCUUCAUCUCAACGACAAAUACAAAAUGAUACUCUCACAGGUCAUGUCAUCAAUAAAGAAAUGAAUAUUUUGAAACCUCCCGAAAUAAACGAAACACAUCUUAAAGACGAGAUAGUCAAUUUUGGAUCAAUAAAACAUAAGUCGUUUAGGGUGCCUAUAACUGAAGUUAAUGGUGAGGAAAAGAGCUAUGAUCAAAGUAUGACAUGGUCAGUAACAACAGAAGCUGAAGAAAAUAAAUCAUUGGAUAUUGAGACAAAAACGAAAACUAAUGAGCUUAUACAUUCAGAAGCAACUGAAACAUCAACCCUAACAUCUAAUUCACGGAAACGAUCUAUAGAACAAAGACCAUCUCAUAGAAAAGAAAAACGAAAAAAAUCCCUGGACAAGGAUGAAAAUAAAAAAAUAUGUCAGGAAAAGGUUGCUGGUGUCAUAAAUAAAGAUAAAAUUUCUAGUAAUACUGAAACUAUGUUAAAAUAUGAAUCAAAAACUUCUUCAGAUUCCAAACAAAACAAAGAAAAGAAUUUCCACUCAGAUAACAAUAAACAAAUCACCCAUGACAGAAAUAGUUCGGAAAAAUAUGUGAAAGAUAAAGAAACACCCAUUAAAUCAAAAACUUGUGAAGAUAGAAAAAGACAAGACUCUACCUCAUCAAAUCAUUCCACCAGUCCUAAAAAUAUAGCAAGUGUUCCACCCACAUCCUCAACCAAAGCUGAUUCGAAAUCUUCAUUGAAAUCUAUAGAUAUGUUUACAGAAGUUCCCAAAAAAGUUAAUAUUCAUCAAGCAUUCAGAAACACAGCUGUUAAUAAAACAGGCAAACAAAUAGCUCAGAUAGCCCCUAAACCUUUAUUAAAUUCUAAUCAGAAAUUACAAAAAAAGCAGGAGUGUUAUCAUGGUUCAAAAAAAUAUUUAUCAAAAGAAACUCAAACGGGUAAACUUUCCAUAACAUCGCAAUUUACACAAACAGGUAGAAAAAAGUUUGUUGCAAAAUCUAUUCAAGUAAAUUUACAGGAAUUUGAAAAUAAAAAAAGUACUAAAUCCACUGAUGCCUUAGAAAGAAUGAAACAAAUCGAUUUAGAGAUACAAGAAUUGCUUCAAGAAAAAUUUAAACUAUACAGCUCUCUAGAAAACACAGUUGGUACUGCUCACAUACCAAUGCAAAAUUUAGGUAUGACUGUGUUAAAUGUGAGUUCCUUUGAAAAUAAUAAAGAAGAUAAUGAUAUAGAAAAUACCAUUGUUAACAAUUUUAUAAAUAUUCCUGCUGAUGACUUAGAAAAAAAUGCAUUUGAAAGUAUAGAGAAUCACGGUCCAUCCUCUGCGAGAAGUCAACGACGACAAAAGCAAAAAGUCUCCCCUGAUUUAGAACAGAAUUCACAUGUAAAGAAUAGAAACAAAGCUAAACCACUAAAUAUUUCGCUUAUUGAACAGAUUAUUGCUGACGAUAGACCCCUGGAAGAUAUUAUAUCACUAGAUAAUCUUGAGACUACUCCGAGCAAAUACAAAAAGAAGCCAGUCAAACCAAAAAAGCCAAAAAAAAAAGCUUCAAGUAAAACUAAAAAUAAAUAUUAUCAAGUACAUAAUCGGAUUGACUUAAAAGAAUGUUACAUAUCAUUAUUGCGUGAAGAUUUGAGUAAGUAUAUGAUUGGUGAUAAAGUUAGAACAGAAGGAGAGACAGACAAUAAAAGUAAUAUUGAUGUGAAUGAAGUUAUACAACAACCUGAUGUGAUGGAAAAUUCAAUAAGUCCUAUUGCAGAAGGAUCAGAUGUGGCAUCAACUUUAUGUGAAGAACUUGUGGAGGAAACCGCAGCGAGCAUCAGCAGCGAGAUUCAAUUCGACAUGUUGGACGUUUCUGAAGAUAUUGUUAUUGGUGAAAUCGACGAGAAAGCUGUAACUGAGAAAGUACAACAAGUGCCAAUAAGUGAAGAAAUAAUUUUGGAUAACAGUCAGUCGUCAAUAGAGGAUAACACGGCGCCGAUUGAAAUACGAGGCGGUGAAUGUAAACUAUAUGAUUAUCUGGCUGAUGAGAAUCUGCAGCGUGACUCACUUGUUGCAAGUGGAAAUGCCGAUGCCAUUCUAGCUAUAGAGUGUGUUGGAUCAAACUUCUUAGCGGCUGGUCUCGACGGAAAUGUUUAUUAUUUUAGCGGUGACGGACAUUUGAUCAGCACGCUACGGGGAUCUAAUUUAGCUGUAACAUGCCUUUGUGUAGUAAAAGAGAAGUAUGGUACUACGGUGUAUACUGGCUCCCUGGAUUCACGUAUACGUAAUUAUGAUCUAGAGACGGGACUAGAGAAAGGCCCCGAAUGUAAUGUACUAAGUCCCAUACAAACGAUGGAUCGCGCUUGGGACACGGUAUUCGUUGGUACAAGGACUGGUUUUGUACUUCAGUUUGAAUGCAAAAACAACUUACUGAUACCAGUGAGUACAGUGAAGUUUUCGGACCAAUCAAUCUUGGCACUGCGGGCAAUGAAGGAAGGGCCCAGAAAGGUUUUGUUGGUCGCUGCCCGCUCUGAGAAUGUGACAAUCAAAGAUGCCCAGACUGGCCUCUUACUCCGGACACUCAAUGGACCUAAAAUGACUGUGUAUACCCUGUUGUAUGAAGAUGGGAAAGUGUAUUGUGGAACCAGCAGCCAUCAGAUACAAGUGUUUGAUUAUACAAGUGGCUCUCAUGUCGGAACCCACGAAGGGGGUAAAGGCGCAGUUUGCUUACGGGCGGUGGGAGGACUUUUGUUCGCAGGCUGCUAUGAUGGAUGUAUUUAUGUAUAUAGAGAGGGUGAACCCAGGCCUUUCGCACAACUACGCGGACCCAGCCUUAUGUUGUUAUGUCUGACUAUUGUUGGCACUAAGAUUAUUGCUGGUUUCAAAGACCGGAGUCUGUACAUAUGGAAGAUACCAUUAAUUAUAUUGCAAGAGAUGAUAUUGUAAAACGUGUAAUUAACUGUUAGGUUCAUAGUUCGCCUUUAUUCUUGAAUUAUUUACCUCGUUUGUACAUAAAAGAAAAGAUUUAAUAAGA
Pieris rapae (cabbage white) is the source of this 4760-nucleotide messenger RNA. RefSeq lists its product as uncharacterized. NCBI's taxonomy places the organism in Eukaryota, Metazoa, Arthropoda, Insecta, Lepidoptera, Pieridae. Bases 152 to 4672 code for a protein of 1506 amino acids. Gene Ontology annotation, molecular function: RNA binding; protein binding. The record is from RefSeq and is a predicted model, not a curated record. The transcript is spliced from 7 exons.